AAAAAGCAUGAAAUUAUGUAUAAAAAAAAAAGGAAGAAGAAGAAGAAGAAGAAAAACAGCUCUAACAAUUUUCUCUUUGAGAAACCCACUUCAGACCCACCGCUAUUUUCAUUAGUUUCUACCUCUGAAGUGCACUGGAAGAAAAUGACAGAAGACACAUUCGCUGAGCCCUUGACGGACUGCCACAGACCUGCGUCGGGAACGUCACAAGACAUCUCUCAUGUAUUAAUGAGCGUUUUCAAGGAGGUUUACAAUAAGGACAUAAUCGAGAAAGGGAAUCUGCUGUCCAAUCUCAUCAAAACAAAUGUGGAAAAAAACUCUUAUCAUGAUAAACAUGUUAAGCAGCUGUACCAGGCUCGUUCUGAAUAUGAGCGGAGUAUAAAAACGGCUAAUAUGCUGGAGGAUCACAUAUGUAGGGGUCGAGCCCAGGCUGCUGCCAAAGAAAGCCGGGACUGUGCUAGGAUGAAGGCAGACGUUGUAGAUGGUUGUGAUUAUGAAAUGUUUCCAGUAAAAUCCACCUUUUGCUGGUGUGUCGAUGAUGAUCUUCUCAGAAGAAACCACCUGAUCUCCCCUGGGGACUACUUACCAUCAGAGAAACCACAUAUACGUGCACCGGCCCCAGUAAAAUCGAAUUUUGCAAAAACCACUAUCUCAUUUGCCAUACGCACAACCCGGGAGUCUCAGGAUCACGGACCAAAGAAGACUUUGUUGGAAAUGAAUGAGUUGGAUGACAGUCUUACUUGUGAAUCAAGCGCAGAACCCCAACAAAGCAAGAAAAUCCCUAAAACGACCAUAACUAAGCCAAGCUGGUUUGGCCUACCAAGCCCAAAAGACUGCACAGAGGGUUGGGAGGAACUUCAGAAGUUUAAGAAAAGACAAAACUUCCUGCUUGAUAGGCGAGUCUGUCCUCCAAAUGCUCAGCAGUGUAGAAAGCCGCUCAGCUCACCCAAAGUCAAAGUGAAGAAGGACCAAGAGAGGAAAAACUUUGACUAUCAAAGCUCUGUAGAUGAGCUCCACUGUCUCUUCCAGGCAACGCCCCAAGUGAUGUUUUUCACAGAAUACAGCAUUGGAAAUGUUUAUGAGUCUACGCUGGAGCUGAAAAACGUGACUUACACAAGCCGCCACCUCAGAGUCGUCCCUCCUACCACUCCAUACUUCUCAAUAGGGCUGGGAAGAUUCCCCAGUGAUGGAGGCAUUGUUGCCCCAGGGAUGUGCUGUAAGUACUCACUGCGAUUUGCUCCAGACUCCUUGGGAGACUUCAAGGAUUUCAUAGUGGUGCAGACCGAAUCUCAGCACCUGUUUGUGGUGCCCAUUGAGGCACGGAGACCUCCUCCUGUCCUUACCUUGCCCAGAGUUUUGGACUGCGGGUAUUGUCUGGUUGGAGGGGUAAAAUUUCUGGAGUUCAUGUGUCAAAAUGUUGGACUCAGCGCUGGGAAUUUUUACAUCAUGCCCAAGGACCUGUGGCCGGCCCCAAAUCUCAGGUCCUUGUCAACAACGUACUUUUCUGAGAAGCCACCCUUUGCUGUAGGACCCUGUGUGUUUUCACUGCAACCAGGAGAAGCCAUUGUUGUGGAGGUUGUUUUCUUCCCAACCACUGUGGGGCAUUGCUGUCAGCUAUUUACCAUAAUCUGCGACAACUGCCAGGUGAAAGACAUUUCCAUUGAAGGUGAGAGUCAACUGGUUGGCGUUGAGCUUGUGUCUAUAUCUGGAGAAAAUGAGCCUCUCCCUCCUGGAGAGAUGCACGACCUCACUGCAGAGCACUUUGUCUGCUUCAGUGAAUGCCACCCUCACUUGGAGCAACAGAAGAGACUUGUCAUCAGAAACAAUGUCCACUUGGAGCUGCCCUUCCACUGGCAAAUUAUGAAACCCAACCUGCGUCCUCUUCUUCCCGGGGAGACCCAUGAUAUAUCCCAUAUCCAGUUUCAUCCGGACACAAACGACGUUUAUCACAUGAGCCCCCCCACAGGCCUCCUGGCUCCCUGUCAGGAGCACGAGUUUCUCUUAACCUUCUGUCCAAAAGAGUUGAAGGAGUAUUACAGUGUCUUUCACUUGGUCCUGAGGGACAUCCCCCUGAUGCCACUAGAGCCUAACGAUGACAGCAUCCUACAUCCUGUGCAUUCUGUCUCCAAGUUGAACAAUGUGAUCAUCAUGGAGAUAGAGGUCAAAGGGUCAACAGAGCCAUACCGAGUCCUACUGGAGCCAUAUGGUAUCAUUAUCCCUGGAGAAAUAUUUAUCUCCAUCCCUACUCGCAAGCAGUUUAAGAUGUGGAAUCACAGUAAAACUUUCAUCUUGUUUCAAUGGGAGAGGUUGAACAGCAGCUCCCAUGUUAUAGAAGUAGAGCCAUCUGCUGGGACAAUAGAAGAGAAUGAGUGCUUUGACUUUGAUGUCAUUGUUACUGGAGGGAAGCCAGAUGAGCUUAAAACCAACCUGGUUUGCAACAUAGAGCGUCGUGACGAACCUGUCAAGUUGCCUAUUGAGGUUUCCUUUAAGGGUCCCACAGUGAAGCUCAGUGUUCCCUGUGUGGACUUUGGGCUUGUGAGGCUCGGGGAUGAAGUUCAAACCACACUCUCUCUAACCAAUAUCACUCCUCUCGAGGCCAACUGGAUGUUUAAGGAGAAGAUUGAUAAUAAGCAGGAUCACGAAGACCCAAAAGCAGUAAAGCAGAAUGUCGUAGUGGAGCCAGAAACAGGUGUGCUGCUCCCCUUUGCUAGUUGCAGUGUGGUGCUGCAUUUGAACUUAGAUUUCUGCCAGACGUUCGAAACAGAAAUGGAACUGAUUGUGGAGAAUGGGACUACAAGUCCUGUUAUGAUCCAGGCAGUUGUGCAGUCUCCUCAGGUGUGCUUCUUAAACUGCAAGUUGGUCUUCAAUGAUCUUUACCUGGGAGUUCCCUCAACAGGCAUCGUAACACUUUUCAACCAGACUCUGCUGCCAUCACACUUUAGCUGGAAGGAACAGCUUCAGGGAAAACAGGCUUCACUGUGCACAGCCACCUUUGAUCCCUCUUCUGGUAUACUGGGACCCAAUGCAACCAUGAACAUCGCUGUAAAUUUAUCUUCCCACACAGACUUGAAGCUCACAGAAGUGGCUGCUAUCUGUGAGGUGCAAGGGAUGAACUCGCCGCUUGUUCUACAAAUUGUGGGCUCCCAAUCCAAGAAACUUUCUGUGUCCUACUCGCUGCCUGGCGCCUGUCACAUAGGGAAUAGUGACAGUCCUUCAGCACUGAUAAUUGACUUUGGAGAUGUCAUUAUAAAGACGGAGGUGACCAAACAGUUCCUAAUGACCAAUGAAAGCGCUAUCCCUGCAGCUUUUACUAUAAAGCCAGAGUUUUUCACCUGCAACAUUUCAAUGGCAAACAGCUUGUUAGAGAAGAGACUCACAUAUUUAAAGACUCCACUUUUUGCUGAACAAGUGAAAAAAGUAGAAGCCAAAGCACAUGAAGACUUUGUCACUGGCCUUCUGGCUGAUGGAAAUGGGGCGGCCUUCAUGGUCCAGCCAGACUCAGGGCAGCUGGGACCAUUUGAGACCAAGACGGUGGAUGUGACCGCCUAUUGCCUAAUGUGGGGAGAAUACAGAGAUCACCUCAUAUGCAAGGUCGGAGACCUUGAACCGAUACACAUAACUAUGCAGAUGACCGUGAAAGGCUGCCCACUCCACUUCCAAAUGAUAGGCCCCCAACCAAAUGACCAGUGUCUGGGUCCAACCAUGCACUUUGGCACUCACUUGUCAGGAGGAGACACCGUUUCUCAUCCUCUUCGCAUCAUUAAUCCAACCAUGUUUGAUAUCCAGGUGGACUGGGAGAUUUACAACAUUGACGAGAAUGACCACAAACUGAUUGAAUUCGUGAUGACCUAUGGAGAGCACUUCCCGCUGAAGGAUGAUGAUGGUAAUGAGCUGCUGAAAGGAACAUUUACGGUUUUUGAUGAAAACGAUCCAACAGAGUGGGAGAAGAAUCAGAAAAGCAUGUCCCUUCAAAGUGGUACUAACGGAAAAGAGAAAGAAUUUGUAGAUGAAGAGGAAGGACAUCUCUAUCCUGCAAAAAAAACCCUCAUCUCUGUCCACACACGACCUUACAUAGGCAGCCUGUCAGAUUCCCCAUACUCCAUAGUACCGCAACAAAUUGUGAUUCCAGCAAAGAGCACUCGAUGCAUCCACGUGUCUUUCACCCCUUUUAAUCUUUCUGAGUCCCAACGUGAGUCCAGAUGUGUGGGUGUGGCUUGUGGUUUCCUGAACCUGAACUCUGAGAAGGCAGUUUGCAUCCCAGGUAAAGUCAGAAGGGAUUUGGCUUUGGAUUUACACCCUGUCAAAUUGGAUCUGCUAGGAACCAUUAAGCCGGCGGUGCUUUUGGUGCAGAUGGAGGAGGACAGCGAGACGCUGGAGUUUAAUGCCUCCGCUGGUGAUUUACUGAGGGUUGAGUCAGACAACGAGGUUGUCGUCAGUGAAUUUAGCAUUGCACAGAGCUUUCAACUGAGAAACAUUAAAGAGACGCCUCUGCAUUUCAAACUUGAGACACAGCCACCGUUUUCAGUUGUGAAGCUUCACUCUGGAGUUCGGACCAACAUCUUAGGCACCAAUAGUCUUGAUCAACCAUUGGUGCUUUACCCUCAAACUAGCAUGCAGGUGAAAGUGGCCUUUCACUGUUCUCUGUCAAUGCUGGACCUCUUAAACCAUACAGAGGAAGACCUCUCUCUUGCAGGGAGUUUGAUCCAUACUGACACUGGUCGGAAGAAGCUGAGGUUACAGCAAAACCUCCUUAUCCACCACAGCAACGGCAACCUGCAAAAAGUGCCAUUGUGUGCCUAUCUGGAACUGCCUAUACUCAGUCUCUCCACUGAUUGCCUUACUUUCGGGUUUUGCGACGUUGGAAACCGACAAACCAGGAAAAUAAGCCUCUCCUGCCGUGGAUCAAGCACCUCCUGGAAAUCACUAAUAAAGUCAGAAGAAGGAGAGCCUGCGGUGUUUAAAGUUGUACCAGACUCUGGGGUUUUCCAAUCCAGGGAAGUUGUCAGAACCUCCAGCAGCCAGUUUCUGCAGAUUAGCUUCACUCCAAGCAAACAAAAAGAGUUCACGGCUUUGCUGGUUAUCGAGUCGCCUCUAGUGAAGACGCCCCUCACUCUUCCGCUCCUGGGAGUAGGAUCCUUUGAUGAGGACUACAUAUCAACAUAUUUUUUGAGUGACAAAACAGCUGACGAUGAAAUGAUUUUUGGUGGAUUGUAAAUACAUGUUUGACAAAAAGUAAACAGACAAUUUCUUACUUGCUUUCUGAUAAAGACCGAAACUUCCAAAGGAGUUCAAUAAAAAGGUUUUUAAAAUA
Gambusia affinis (western mosquitofish) is the source of this 5311-nucleotide messenger RNA. It is a transcript of the gene dlec1, whose product is annotated as DLEC1 cilia and flagella associated protein. The record is from RefSeq and is a predicted model, not a curated record. Gene Ontology annotation, biological process: negative regulation of cell population proliferation. The transcript has 39 exons. Lineage: Eukaryota; Metazoa; Chordata; Actinopteri; Cyprinodontiformes; Poeciliidae. The coding region runs from base 16 to 5214 and encodes 1732 amino acids.